AUGAAGGUCGCUUGUCUCGUGGUGGCGGUGGCGCUGGCGGCGGCGGCAGCGGGCGAAGAGAGCAAACGUGAACGCAAUAACUUCUUGGACGUGUUCGCCGUGCAGUCCACGACCACGUACACCGUCAUUUCAGCUUCCACCUCGACCGUCUUCUACUCCUGCUUAUCGGGGUCUUACACCGCGCUCAUCUGCAAGGGACGCAAGAGGAAGUCAACCAGGGCAUUUAGAAAUCUUGACAGCAUCGACGGCGACGCAUCCCUGGACUCCAUAUCCCUGGACUCCAGCAGCGACGCCAUGGGGCCGGCGGCGACUGACAGGGACGACUCCGUUGCCGCUAACAGGUUCGGCUACACGGUGUGGACAACCUCCAAGACGACCUCGACGGUCACUCUUCUCUACACCAACACGGCCUCCACCAUCAAGAUCUCCUAUUACUGUGAUGCCGGAGGAGUAAACUACCCCCCUGGCUGUAAUGGAGGUGUGCGUGAGCAUGUUAAUGGAGGUGUGCGUGAGCAUGUUCAAUUUUUGACACUUCUAAAUCACUCCUGGCUGUUAGAAAGCCGCAUCACUGAGAAGCCAGCCUUUGGGGUGUCAGUCAGUACGACCACCCCAAUGUCCAUCAGGUCACGCCACGGCUUUUCCUCCAGCCUGGCAUCUCAGCAGUGCCGUGAAUCUCGUGUUGUUGUGAAUCUGUGUCGGUUCGAGAACUUCGCCAGCGCUCUGAGCAUCGGGACCAAGACAUCCUUAAGAGACGACACGAAGAGAGAGCGGGUUUUGAGUUUGAUGAGGUUCAGCAGCGUUCUCGCCGUGGCCGCGGUCGUGGCGCUGGCCAUGCCCUCCUCCGGCGUCGAGGAGCAGGGCGUCGCCAGGAUCAGCAACCGCUUCUUCCUCGGGGUCUCCAGCACCACCACUUACUCCAUGGUAUCCGUGAGCACCUCGACGGUCUUCUUCUCUUGUCUCUCCGGCACCUACACCGAGAAAGUGUGCAAGGGGAGGAACGCCAAGAGGAAGAGGAAGUCCGUCGUGGACAGGAUGGACGACGGGACCGACCUCCUGGCCCUGGACAGCAGCGCGACGGACUUGGGGGACGUCGAGCCUGACCAGGACACCUCCGGCAGACACGACAACCUGGGGAAAGUAGCCUACACGAUAUGGACGACCUCCAAGACGACCUCCACCAUCACCGUCCUCUACACCAACACGGCGUCCACGGUGAAGAUUUCGUACUACUGCGUGGCCGGAGGAGUGCAGUACCCGAGCGUCAAUUGCUAGGGUGGGCGGGGCCUCACGGGGAAGGGCUGCAUCAAGUGUUUGUGCCAAUGGCGACGAAAACAGUGUAUACUAUACAUGCACAUACAUGCACAGAAGUAUUAUACCACAUACA
This is a messenger RNA of Penaeus vannamei (Pacific white shrimp), 1384 nucleotides long. RefSeq lists its product as uncharacterized. Lineage: Eukaryota; Metazoa; Arthropoda; Malacostraca; Decapoda; Penaeidae. The record is from RefSeq and is a predicted model, not a curated record.